AACUACUUUAAAAGUGGAAAAUGUGCCUUCACAACCACACACCUGUCUUUGGUUUACAAGUAUCGCCUAAUCUAAAAAAAAAAAACAUGGACAAAGAUAAUAACAACAGCGCCAUCUGCAGGCCGGCGGAGUGAUACAUGUUAGCUAAACGUCAAGAUGUUCAGUCCGCCGCUUCACAGGCAGAGACAUCAAUUUGUCAUUGAUUUUGUCAAGAGGAACAAACCUAAAAAGGUGGUGGACCUGGGGUGUAGUGAGUGUAGCCUCCUCCAAAAGCUCAAGUUUCACCGUGAAGUUGAGCUUCUGGUUGGAGUGGACAUCAACGGGACCACAGUCAAGAAAAAGAUGCACAGAUUAGUUCCUAUAUCAACUGACUAUCUGCAGCCAAGUUAUGAUCAGCUGCGCAUUGAGCUGUAUCAGGGCUCAGUCACACAAAAAGACGCCCGACUCAGAGGAUUUGAUCUUGUGACCAGUAUAGAGCUCAUAGAGCACCUCACUCUUGCUGAUGUGAAGAGCUUCUCUGAGGUGGUGUUUGGUUACAUGACCCCAGUAGCGGUUAUCGUCAGCACCCCGAACUCUGAGUUCAACCCCCUUCUCCCCGGACUGGUUGGUUUCAGGCACAGUGACCACAAGUUUGAGUGGACCAGAGCAGAGUUCAGAUCCUGGGCUCUGAAGGUGUGUUUGGAGUUCGGUUAUGAGGUGGAGUUCACCGGUGUUGGACAGGCUCCGUCAGGCCAGCAGGAGGGAGUCGGCUUCUGCUCUCAGAUCGGGGUGUUUCGCCGGCGCGGGGUGAGAGAUGGCUGCAACAUGGUGCUGGGUGACAAUGCAGAGGAUGUUUUUUCAUACACACUGCUGUACAGUAUAAACUUUCCCAGCCUGCGUGACAACAACACCCUGCGGAAGGUGCUGGUGAGCGAGGUGUUGUAUUGGGCAGAAAAGCUAAAGAGUGGAUGGAUGGAGGAGAGAACUGGUGAGGGGAGUGGUGCUUAUUCACUGUGUCAGACUGCGGCAGGAGGAGAGGGAUGUGUCUCAGAGCAAAGCAUGGAGAUGGAAGAGAAGCAAACAGCAUGUGGAGCAGAGAUGAGAAGUCUAGUAGUGCAGUGUGGGAGAAGUGUGUCAGAGGAUCAGGAAGAAGAGGAGGAAGAUGUAUUUUGGAAAAAUAGCCAAAGACAACAAGAUUCUUGCACAUUGCGCAGGUGUGUAUCCGUACCACUGGAUGUACUGUGGUCCUGCUGCCCCAAAAUCAGUGCCUUGACUGGAAGUGUCUGUAAUCUCAGACAUCUACUACUGGAUGAACCCGAAGUUAAACUCAGCCAGGACGGCGCUGCUGUGCUUGUCAAUUACCAGGAACAAGGCACUGACCUUGAAGAAGAGGAGGAUCAUAAUGAUUUGGAGGACAGCGGGUAUGCAGAGGCCAGGCAGGACUCCCACACUGCUGAACAAGAGGAAAACUGGGAGGCAAAUGUUUGAUCUGGAGGAUGGAGCUUUGUUUUCAGGACAAGUAGGUGAUUUGUUUAGAUUUAAUAAGGGAAAUUAGAAGUAACCAAAGGCUUUCCCUGCCUUACAGUGCAAGUUGAACUCACACAUCCCAAGAUGCACUGUUAAACUUUUGGAUUUGUUAGAUGGCUUGUUUGGACUGCAACUUUGUGUUUUGAGUAUGAAUAAAAUGUCUUAAGGUGGGUCAAUGAAGACAGAAUAUCCACUGGCCUCCAAAAUAUCACUGUACAGACUGAAAACCACUUAGAAAAUCCAAAUGUAAAAAUCAC
This is a messenger RNA of Seriola aureovittata, 1763 nucleotides long. It is a transcript of the gene henmt1, whose product is annotated as HEN methyltransferase 1. Gene Ontology annotation, cellular component: nucleus; cytoplasm. The record is from RefSeq and is a predicted model, not a curated record. Gene Ontology annotation, biological process: siRNA processing; piRNA processing; RNA methylation. The coding region runs from base 157 to 1467 and encodes 436 amino acids. Lineage: Eukaryota; Metazoa; Chordata; Actinopteri; Carangiformes; Carangidae. The transcript has 9 exons. Gene Ontology annotation, molecular function: O-methyltransferase activity; RNA methyltransferase activity.